Molecule: messenger RNA, 1098 nt
Organism: Talaromyces rugulosus
Lineage: Eukaryota; Fungi; Ascomycota; Eurotiomycetes; Eurotiales; Trichocomaceae
Exons: 2
Molecular function (GO): protein binding
Source: RefSeq, a predicted model, not a curated record
AUGGCCGCGAAUAAUGAUUUGGCCACAGGCCCAAAGUCAAAGAUUCAUGCGCCAGUCGAGAAUCCAGCCUCAACAACAUACCGAUGUUACCGCGACUCCUCGCACACCACCUCCGGGCCCGUUGUCAAUGAUGGAUCACACUUUUUCCGUGGGCUGGUGUGGGAUAUGUACAAGACGGGCAGAUACUCAGAUUUCACGAUCAAGGUGCAAGGGUCCGUCCGCGAGUUUCAUGUGCAUCGGGCGGUGAUAUGUCCGCAGUCGAGUAUCUUCGAGGCUGCUUGUCGGGGGGAGUUUGUGGAAGCAUUGACUCGGACAAUGACAUUGACAGACGACGAUCCCGAGAUUGUCGACCGCAUGAUCAGAUAUCUCUACACGCAUCGAUACGACGACUCGGAGGACUGGGACUAUGAAUCGUUCCGCUAUCGUCCGCAGAGUGUCAAACAUGCCUCGACGAUAUCAGGGGAGACAGUCACACCACCAACAACAACAACAUCAUCAACAACAACACCUCAAGAAUCACGCAGCUCCAAGAUCCCCCAAUCCCCCAGGUCUCUACACGUCUACGCCAUUGCCGACAAAUAUCUAAUAUCCCCGCUCAAAGACGCCGCGCGCGGCCGCUUCGCCAAAUGGACCAGUGUGCAUUGGUCCACGCCUAGUUUUAUUGCAGCCGUGCGCGAAAUCUUCGACAACGAGACGGGCAAUUACACCGAACUCAAGGAAGUUGUACUGGCGCCCAUGGUGCAGCAUGCAGACAGUUUGUUAUCGGACCAAAACGAGGACAUGGGCAGCUUCCUCCGCGAUUACAGCGAUGUAGGGGUCGAAGUGCUCCGUCGGGUGCUUGAACAAAAUCGGAUCGCGCAGAGGGGGCUCGAGGUUGAUAUUGCCGAUCUUCAAUCGCGAGUGAGCUCGCUAAAGACCGAUAAUAAGAAGAUUGGCAUGUUGCAGAACCAGAAUCAUAAAUUAAACAAGGAGUUGUUGGAAAUCAAGAUGGUGGUGCUAGCAUGGAAGAAAGAUUUGAGGAAUAUACGCGGUGAGGAUAGAGGAAACAAUAGGAACGUGGCUGCCACACCCGAUCAACCCCGGGCUCAACCAAAUAAC